Molecule: messenger RNA, 1922 nt
Organism: Xiphias gladius (swordfish)
Lineage: Eukaryota; Metazoa; Chordata; Actinopteri; Istiophoriformes; Xiphiidae
Gene: sdr42e1
Product: short chain dehydrogenase/reductase family 42E, member 1
Exons: 3
Coding region: 394-1554 (386 amino acids)
Biological process (GO): steroid biosynthetic process
Molecular function (GO): 3-beta-hydroxy-Delta5-steroid dehydrogenase (NAD+) activity
Source: RefSeq, a predicted model, not a curated record
CCCAGGAAGUGCACGCCGGUGCUCUCCUCUCAGUGCCGUAGCACAGUUUUCGAAUGAGCGAUAUUCGACCUUUUCCCCGUACCUCGCACGGUUUCUGCACGGCUUAUGUUGAGGUUGGUACCGAAAAGUGAAUACGGGACCUCACAUAGUUUCGGAUACAGGCCGUGCACUUAAUUCUUAAGCACUGCCCGCGCAUGUCGCGACACACGACUUCUUUGCAUAGUUCGAGGCAUGUGGCGUGCUGAGUAAACCUGACGGGAAAGUAAAAGUGUGGCGGUCUGAAAGACAGUUCGACAUUUGUUGGUACAUAGUCCGCGUAGAAAUAACGUUAAUGCAUUCAGCUAAUUCUAUAAAAACGUUGUAUGAGUCAAGUGCAAGAUUCGCCCUCCUGCAAUGGAAAGUGCACGUACAGGCCCGUUUUUGAUAACCGGGGGAUGUGGCUAUUUUGGUUACCGGCUGGCCUGCUCCCUGCAUAAAAAAGGAGCCAAAGUCAUUCUGUUUGACACAGUCCCUCCGGUCCAAGAAGCACCGGAAGACAUUGUGUUUGUGCAAGGUGACAUACGUGACUAUGCACAAGUUGAGAGGGCCAUAACUGCUGUGGAUUGUGUAUUCCACAUUGCCUCCUAUGGCAUGUCUGGCCGAGAGCAGCUGAACCGUCACCUGAUUGAGGCGGUGAAUGUUCAAGGCACACAGAACGUCUUGAAGGCCUGUGUUGAGCAUGGAGUGCCCAGGCUGGUUUACACCAGCACCUUCAACGUGGUGUUUGGAGGCCAAGUGAUAGAGAAUGGCGAUGAAAGCCUCCCUUAUCUACCUCUCCAUCUUCACCCCGACCACUACUCCAGAACAAAGUCCCUGGCUGAGAUGGCAGUGCUAGAAGCUAAUGGCACAACACUGAAGGACAACUCCGGGGUGCUGAGAACCUGCGCGUUGCGUCCAGCAGGAAUCUAUGGGCCCGGAGAGCAGAGGCACCUACCCAGGAUAGUAGGCUACAUAGAGAAGGGGAUCUUCAGGUUUGUUUACGGUAAACCCAGCAGCCUGGUGGAGUUUGUGCACGUGGACAACCUGGUGUCAGCACACAAGCUGGCUGCGGAGGCGCUGACCUCAGGGAAGCAGCACCGCUCUGCUGGCCAGGCCUACUUCAUCUCAGACGGCAGGCCUGUCAAUAAUUUUGAGUUCUUCAGACCUCUGGUAGAGGGCCUGGGCUAUCCCUUCCCCAAGCUACGUCUACCUAUCCAUCUCAUUUACUUUUUUGCCUUUCUUACAGAAAUGAUUCACCAUCUCAUCGGCCCCUUCUAUAACUUCCAGCCACUGCUGACACGUACAGAGGUGUAUAAAACUGGCGUGACGCAUUACUUCAGCAUGGCGAAAGCUAAAGAGGAGCUCGGUUAUGAACCCCAGGAGCACAACCUGGAUGAGGUUGUCCAAUGGUUCAGAUGCAGAGGCCACGGCAAAAUAUCUCGCAGGUCCGUCCUCAGUCGAUUACUACUAGACGCCCUGUUUUUUGCUGCCUUUGUCGCCGUGGUUCUCUCUUUUCUUCCAGGCGUUGGCAGCUGAGGAGAAGCUAAAGCACAAAAAACAUUCUGACAAAAUUUCCAAAAUAUACUUUACAUGUUGUUUACAUGUAUUAAUAUGUCAAGAUCCAUUUACACAUUUUAUUUCAAAAUGGUCAUUACUGAGAGGUGCAGGCAGCUGUCUAAGACCAAGUGGAAGAAAGCAAAAAGUUUUCUCAGAAUUAACAUGUUUAUUUGGGGACCUUCCAUUGUGAUACUGUAAUACCCAUGUGAAUAUAAUCGUCUAACCUCAGUACCUUUUAAUUUUUUUAACUUCACCAUUCUAUAGUUGUCCCUUUCAGAAAUGUUAUGUCAGAUGCUACCUCUUUUACCCUGUAUUACGAGAAAAUGUUCUGAAAACUGUAAUGAAUA